AUUUGUGAAAUAUUGGUUACACUAAGAACACAGAAAUGGCAACCCUGUGAUCCCCCUCAGGAAAGGUGAGUCUGAUAAUAUGAAUAAUGUAUACAACAUGAAAGGAAGGGGGAGCAGCUGAAGCAAGGAGCCAGACAAAAGGAGAAACUGGUAGCCCCUGGAGAUGUUGGGCUGGCUUCAGCAGCAGCAGCAUGGGAGAAGAGGUUGUGAUGAGGAGACUGAGCAAGACUGGAGAGUACAUAGGCAGCCAACGGAAGCAGUGAUCCCCCAGUCUGGGGCGCCUCCUCCUCGGGCUGUGACUUCAUCCUUAGCCCCGGAGCUCCCUUCUCAACCCAGCAAAGCCCCACCCUCUACUCUCUCCGCUAGAAGAUGAGUGUUUAUUUAACGGUCUGCAUUCGCGCCAAUCUCACUGAAUUCAUGUUGUACUGGACGUUUCAAAGAUAGGACCCUUUCACCUUCCUGAAGAUGAAUUUAGUGAUCUGAAGGCUGCUGUACCAGAACUACAGUGGGAGGUGAUUUGAUUCUACAAUGAUUUGUAGGGAGCCAAAAUUACUCGAGGCGGAACGUCGGGUGAAGGCCAAUGAUCGAGAAUACAAUGAAAAGUUUAAUUAUGCAAAUAAUGGCAUCAAAACUUCUAAGUACAAUGUCAUCACAUUCCUGCCUAUUAAUUUAUUUGAACAGUUCCAGCGUGUUGCCAAUGCAUAUUUUCUUUUUCUGCUCAUUUUACAGCUGAUCCCUGAAAUAUCUUCCUUGUCUUGGUUUACUACAAUAGUGCCUUUAGUGCUGGUAUUAACCAUCACUGCAGUGAAAGAUGCCACAGAUGACUUUUUUCGUCAUAAGACCGACAACCAAGUGAAUAAUCGUCAGUCUCAGGUGCUUCGUGGUGGCAAAUUACAGAAUGAGAAAUGGAUGAAUGUACAAGCUGGAGACAUCAUCAAGCUGGAGAACAAUCAAUUUGUGGUUGCAGACAUGCUACUCCUUUCCAGUAGUGAACCGCAUGGUCUAUGUUAUGUUGAAACAGCUGAACUUGAUGGGGAGACAAAUUUGAAGGUUCGCCAAGCUCUACCAGUAACAGCGGAACUUGGAGAAGAUAUAUCAUUGCUUGCAGAAUUUGAUGGAGAAGUUGCUUCUGAGCCUCCGAACAACAAACUAGACAAGUUUACAGGGACUCUGAUAUGGAAGGACAGCAAGUAUUCUCUGAAUAAUGGCAAGAUGCUGUUGAGAGGAUGUGUUUUAAGAAACACAGAGUGGUGUUUUGGAAUGGUGAUAUUUGCAGGCCCUGAUACUAAGUUAAUGCAGAACAGCGGUAAAACAAAGUUCAAAAGAACCAGCAUUGACCGGUUAAUGAAUACUCUAGUGUUAUGGAUCUUUGCCUUUUUGGUGUGCAUGGGGAUAAUUCUAGCUAUAGGAAAUUCAAUAUGGGAACACCAAAUUGGAAGCUUAUUUAGAAUUUAUCUGCAUUGGAACGAAGUUGUGAACAGUUCUAUCUUCUCAGGAUUCCUUACCUUUUGGUCAUACAUCAUCAUACUGAAUACUGUUGUACCUAUCUCCUUAUAUGUGAGUGUUGAAGUCAUUCGCCUGGGACACAGCUACUUUAUAAACUGGGACCGCAAAAUGUAUUACUCCAAAAAAGGAACCGCUGCUGAGGCUCGUACUACUACUUUGAAUGAAGAAUUAGGACAAAUAGAAUAUAUAUUCUCUGACAAAACUGGAACUCUAACUCAAAACAUAAUGAUAUUCAACAAGUGUUCAAUCAAUGGACGAGUUUAUGGUGAAGUGCAUGAUGAACUGGGACGUAAAGCUGAAAUUAGUGAGAAAACCAUGCCAGUGGAUUUUUCGUUCAAUUCUCUGGCUGAUAGUAAGUUCCAGUUUUAUGAUCAUAGCCUAAUUGAAUCUAUAAAAUUAGAAGAUCCCCACGUACACGAGUUCUUCAGAUUGCUCUCUCUAUGCCACACUGUCAUGUCUGAAGAAAAAAAUGCAGGAGAUCUGGUGUAUCAAGCUCAGUCACCUGACGAAGGAGCAUUAGUUACAGCAGCCAGAAAUUUUGGUUUCAUCUUCAAAUCUCGAACACCUGAAACCAUCACUGUGGAGGAAAUGGGAAAAAUAACAACAUAUCAGCUGCUAGCGAUAUUAGACUUCAACAAUGUCAGGAAAAGAAUGUCUGUUAUAGUCCAAAAUCCUGAAGGACGUAUUAAACUUUAUUGCAAAGGAGCUGACACAAUUUUAUAUGAGCGACUACAUGCCAGCUGUGAAAGCUUGAUGUAUAUUACGUCUGAGCACCUAACGUGAUUUGCAGGAGAGGGUCUGAGGACAUUAGCGCUAGCUUACAAAGAUCUCAGCGAGGAUUAUUUAAAAUGGUGGCUAAAAAUGCUUCAUGAGGCGAGCACUGCGCUUGAGAACAGAGAGGAACGACUUGCAGCCGUUUACGAAGAAAUAGAAAGUAACAUGACGCUACUAGGUGCCACUGCAAUAGAAGACAAACUGCAGGAAGGAGUGACUGAAACUAUUGCCAGCCUUCUGUUGGCAAACAUUAAGUUAUGGAUCCUAACGGGAGACAAGCAAGAAACUGCAAUAAAUAUUGGUUACUCUUGUCACAUGCUCACCGAUGACAUGAAUGAUAUUUUCAUAGUCUCUGGUCACACAGUAAUGGAAGUUCGGGAAGAACUCAGGAAAGCCAAGGAGUGCACAUUUGGACAAAGCAGAACUCUGUAUAAUGGUCACCAGUUCUCAGAAAAGAAUAAAGAAACAACACUUGACUCUGUCUUUGAGGAAACAGUGACUGGUGAAUAUGCCAUGGUUAUAAAUGGACAUAGUCUGGCUCAUGCCCUUGAAGCAGACAUGGAAAAGGAGUUCCUAGAGAUUGCUUGUAUGUGUAAGACAGUGAUAUGCUGCCGAGUUACACCUCUCCAGAAGGCUCAGGUGGUGGAGCUGGUCAAAAAAUAUAAAAAAGCUGUCACCCUGGCUAUUGGGGAUGGUGCCAAUGACAUCAGUAUGAUAAAAAGUGCCCACAUAGGCGUUGGCAUCAGUGGACAAGAAGGGAUGCAAGCUGUUUUAGCUAGUGAUUACUCAUUUGCCCAGUUUCGAUACCUGCAAAGGCUUCUUCUGGUCCAUGGCCGAUGGUCCUAUUUUCGAAUGUGCAAGUUCUUGUGUUAUUUUUUCUAUAAAAACUUUGCCUUCACUUUAGUGCACUUUUGGUUUGGAUUCUUCUGUGGCUUUUCUGCACAGACAGUCUAUGACCAGUGGUUUAUCACACUUUUCAAUAUUGUUUAUACAUCACUUCCGGUGCUGGCAAUGGGACUAUUUGAUCAGGAUGUCAAUGAGCAGAAUUGUAUGGAUUACACAAAGCUAUAUGAGCCUGGGCAGCUGAAUCUACUCUUCAACAAGCGCAGAUUUUUUAUCUGUAUAGCCCAUGGGAUCUACACCUCUUUUGCCCUGUUUUUUAUACCAUUUGGUGCAUUUUUUAACUCAGCUGGUGAAGAUGGGAAACACAUUGCAGACUAUCAAUCUUUUGCUGUCACUGUUGCUACAAGUUUGGUUAUAGUUGUGAGUGUGCAGAUUGGCUUAGAUACUAGCUACUGGACAGCCAUCAAUCACUUUUACAUCUGGGGCAGCCUUGCUGUGUAUUUCUCUAUUUUAUUUGCAAUGCACAGUGAUGGUAUAUUUGAUAUAUUCCCCAGUCAUUUUGCUUUUGUAGGAAAUGCCAGGAAUUCCCUUAAGUCAAAAAAAUGGUUUGGCUUGUCAUUUUCCUUGACCACUGUGAUUUGUGUCAUGCCUGUUCUCACAUUCCGAUUUCUUAAGGUGGAUUUGACUCCAACACUAAGUGAUAAGGUCCGCUAUUUACAACAAGCUAAAAAGAAGCGGAAACCUUUAGAAAACCAUAUGCGUAGGGUUCAUAGGACAAGUUCCAGAAGGUCUGGAUAUGCAUUUGCUCAUCAAGAAGGAUACGGGGAACUUAUUACUUCUGGGAAAAACAUGCGCUUGAACAAUCCUCAUUCCUCCUCAGGCUUAGCAAAGACAAUGCUGAGCAGUACAAGUUGGAUAGAAAAUUUACGAAAGAAGACUGCAGAAAAUUUUAAUAGUUUUAGCAGUGACAAAUCUUCAAAAUUGUGACAUUACUUGUUUUUUUUCCCCUUAAGCUGUGGCCAUAUCCUUGCACUGUGUUCCUCAUUUUAUGAGGGUGAAGCUCUUUAUCUUCUGACAACAAAUAACAUACAGCAUAAAAGAGAAUCUUAGAGUUUCCUACGUUCUGAAUGUGGAAUUUAACAGCUUUCUGAGAAGGAAAAAACAUUUCCAUGGACAACAAAGAUAUGUGAUAUUUUAUCAAGAAUAUUUACAGAACUCAUGUACUGUGAAAGACAACUAGGUCUUUGAACAUUAACACAGCACUGUAGUUUUUUUUUCUUUAUGACCAACAACUGUUUAAAAAGAUAACUGAAUGUCUGGAUCAUUGAUAUGUAACUGUUGAUAAUCAACAAGAUAUUUCCAUGUUUGGCAGUAGUUUGGGAGUAGUACUUUUACAUAGAUAGCUAGGAAAAAAAUAAUUUUAUGACAAGAAUAUAGCGUGAAACCUUUAUUUAAGUAGAAAGAUAGUACAAAAAUUCACAACUGCUCCGCCUCUCAGUCAUUGAUAUUGACAUUCGAUUUUUGGAGUUUUGCACUGUAUUUAUAGUUCACUAACUAAAGGUAUCACCUUAAAACACUUUUGUUAUUUUCUUAAAAGAAAAAUAUUUUUUCCAAAAAAGGUUCAACAAAAUUGUGAUUGACAUUGCUCUAUUAGUAAUGCUAAGGUUGUACUGGUAUAUAUUUUUACAUCAGUUUACAACAAAAUCUUCAAGGCUAGCGCAUCUUUAUUUUUCAUGUUCGCUACAUAUUUUCUUUUAAUGCCUUGGGAUCUGUGGGAUUCAUAUAUUCACGCUAAUGCUGCUACUUUUUCUUUCAGAACUAACUUGGAGCUGCUGAGCUUUUUAUUGCUAAGCGUGUUUGCUCUUACUCUUGGCUUCUUUGAAUGUUCGUUCUUCAGUUUACACCAUGUAGUGGGCUUUUAACCUUCCUGUGACUUAUUUUAACUGCUUCCAUCUUAUUUUGUGUAAUAGAUCUUAGAAUAGGAAGCAGAAUAUACAAAUGUAUGGCCAGUAUAUUCAUUUUCAAUUACAUUUGGAACCUUUUUCAUAUAAUAUUUUUUUUAUUCUUAUUGGAUUCCAAACAUAUACAGGGUGAUACUUAAUACAUUCCUAGUAAUAUAGAAUGAAUGUCUUUAUUCUGUCAUUCUUUUUAGCACUUUGAAUGUAAUACUGUGUGCCACAAACAGAUCAGCAUUUAGUUACUGUUGGCUCAGAUUGAGCUAUUUAUUGGUGUAUACAACAUCCUAAAUUUCAUAAAAGCUGGUUGACAAAAUACAGAAAAAGAAAUACAGAACCAUAAAAUGCCUUAAUGGCUACCAUUUCAUUUGUUGUCAUAUUUAGAUAUCUCAUUCACCAGUAUAGAUUAUUAACCUGUUGAAGGUGUAUUAGCUGUUUUUUAUUUAUUUACUGUGUUUAACAGGAAACUUGUGAACUCAGGAGAUACCAAAUUAUAUGUAUUCUUCAUUGCUGUGAGAUUGUAACUCAUCUUGGUCCCUUUCUCAAUAUGUUGGUAGCGCAUCAUAAGACUCGCAAUACGCUAAAAUAGCAGGAUUAGUAAGCUCUCUAACCAAUUAAUGGCUAUAUCGCAAAACAGGCUGUAACUUUAUAAAAACGUAUUAGCUGGAUAUAGUUUCAGGGCUAAUUAAAUACUGUGACAAUCUUUUUGUAUUCAAUUACAUAACCUGAAUAUGUUUCUAUUUGUCCAGCAUGUCAAAAAUGUGACUCUGAGAGGUCCAAUAGUCAUGCUAACUACAGAAAGGGAAAGUUGGCUGCCUGAUAUGAACAUAAACCAGUUACUGUACAAUCUUAAUCUGGUUUAUUCAUAUAUGUGCAUAAGAUUCUGCUCCCAUUCCUUCAAGUGUUUUUAUGUGUACAAUAAAGUAAAUUUUAUCUUUGGAAUUUACUAUUCAGUACAGACAAAGAAUGUAUUUCUUCUGUUAUGUGUGAUCAGUCCACGGGUCAUCAUUACUUCUGGGAUAU
Molecule: messenger RNA, 6101 nt
Organism: Bombina bombina (fire-bellied toad)
Lineage: Eukaryota; Metazoa; Chordata; Amphibia; Anura; Bombinatoridae
Gene: ATP8B4
Product: ATPase phospholipid transporting 8B4 (putative)
Exons: 29
Biological process (GO): Golgi organization; phospholipid translocation
Cellular component (GO): plasma membrane
Molecular function (GO): ATP hydrolysis activity; ATPase-coupled intramembrane lipid carrier activity; ATP binding
Source: RefSeq, a predicted model, not a curated record